Messenger RNA from Nymphalis io (European peacock), 1551 nucleotides. RefSeq names its product chymotrypsin-like elastase family member 2A. Gene Ontology annotation, molecular function: serine-type endopeptidase activity. The transcript has 8 exons. The coding region runs from base 112 to 1440 and encodes 442 amino acids. Gene Ontology annotation, biological process: proteolysis. Lineage: Eukaryota; Metazoa; Arthropoda; Insecta; Lepidoptera; Nymphalidae. The record is from RefSeq and is a predicted model, not a curated record.
CACAAUGACAGUUAUUUAAAGUAAAUCAUCGCAUCUUAAAAGUUUAUUUAAAAAGAGCUUUUGUAUAAAAAUUGUUAAUUAUUUUUUGAAAUUUUUGGUGUAAUUGGGACAAUGAAAUCCCCAGCCCUAUACGUGAUAAUGAAGCAAGCAAUAUUGAUUCUUCUGUUCUAUACAAUAAGGGUUAAAAGUGAGACACCUCAUUGGGCGCCUAUAGGUAAUCCCAUGAUAACCAACUUUCCUUGCGAGCAGACAAGAGAUAUAGUCACGUGGUACGAUCCAAGUCUACCACCUAGGGAGAAAAAUAGAUACUACGUCUAUAUUCGUAAAGUUUUUCCAGAGAACAGCACAUUGAGACUAUUAUUCGAUAGAGACGUUACAAUAACGUUUAACGUUAGAACGGAAGAGAAAACAUUUGUAAGGUCUCAUUUAGAGAAAGGCUUUAACUUUUUAUUACUAUUCUUCAAAGAGAUGCAUGGCUUCGGAUUUAUAGUAAAAGGAGUUGUACCGGGAUUUAUCCCAUAUUUCGCAAGUAUAACCAUGAAUGAUGAAGAACUAUGCGACCGACCAUUCGUGGGUUAUCUCGGAGGUUACGUAGCUGACACAUUAAAUAGCGGACCACAAAAGAAUUGCGGUGUACCUAAGAAAAAACUUAAAAAUGUACUCACCCGCAGAGGUGUCGUGACGCCAGGCGAUUGGCCUUGGCACGCAGCUAUAUAUAGAUAUGAUGAAACCUUAUCAAAAUACAUCUGUGGUGGAACAUUGAUUUCUAAAACAUUCGUGUUAACAGCCGCACAUUGUGCAUCAUUAAGAGGGAUUCCACUUUCGCCUGAAGUUUUGACCGUGCACCUUGGAAAAUUCAAUUUGAAGCGUCGAAAUAUUGGAACACAAAAAAAAGAGGUUAAAAAAAUUAUCAUUCAUGAAAUGUUCGAUUACAAUCACUUAUAUAGUGACAUAGCAUUACUCACACUGAGCUCUGAAGCGAAAUUCACAAGUUACGUGCAACCUGCCUGCCUUUGGUACAGUAAAGCUGAGGAAAAACUGCCAGACAAUACAAUUAUUGGAACUGUUGUUGGAUGGGGACUAAAUGGUAAUCGGCUGAAGAAGGUAGAAAUGCCAAUGGUUUCGGAAACGACAUGCGCUUUGAGCGAUACGAUCAACACCGAACUUAUAUACGGUGAUCCGAAAUUUUGCGCAGGAUUUCUCAAUGGAUCUUCAACCUGCAAUAGUGAUAGUGGAAGCGCCUUCCAAGUCUUCGUGCCCGAUACGGUUCAAGAUUCGGAAACAAGCAGAUCAGGUGCAUGGUAUGUCAGAGGUAUCGUGUCACUAACUGCUUCCAAAUUUAAUACACCAGCGUGUGAUCCAGAUAAGUACGUUUUGUUCACCGAUAUCAACGGUUAUAGACUUUGGAUCGACGCGUAUAUUGAUAAUGAAGAUUAUUAAAUGUUAUGGAUAAAAAAGUAUUUGUAAUAAAUAUCAAUAAUUGUAUAUAUGCUAAUGUGAAUGUUAUCGAUUGUGGUCAAAAUUUAUUAUUAAAAGUUAACAGUGCUAUUU